Molecule: messenger RNA, 5711 nt
Organism: Diprion similis
Lineage: Eukaryota; Metazoa; Arthropoda; Insecta; Hymenoptera; Diprionidae
Gene: Spt6
Product: transcription elongation factor SPT6
Exons: 17
Coding region: 365-5665 (1766 amino acids)
Biological process (GO): positive regulation of transcription elongation by RNA polymerase II; mRNA transcription by RNA polymerase II; transcription elongation-coupled chromatin remodeling
Cellular component (GO): transcription elongation factor complex
Molecular function (GO): histone binding; DNA binding; nucleosome binding
Source: RefSeq, a predicted model, not a curated record
UUUCAUGGAAUUCGAUAAAUUUAAUGGUUCUGAGUAUCCGGGCAUGGUGUCGGGUGCCUUGUGUUUCUAGGCCAUUAGUUAAUACGGGCUCACUUCAAGCCGCCGACUGGAAACGAGGAGAAAAAGUUAUCCCUCCAGUGGUUAUUGGACGGUAAUGACACACGUUGAGGACUGUGCGAACGCAGAGCAAUGCUUGCGGUUCUACUAGGUUCGAUAUUCUUAGCAUGCCCAGAAUUAUAAUCAUUUAGUUACCCGAGUCAAGACUCAUUCUUAAGUCAACGUCGACUCUUGAACCUGUAACUUUCCAACUGGCUAGUCGCAAAUAGCAUUUGCUUUUCCGAGAAAAGUUAACCCCCCAAAAAAAAUGGCAGACUUCAUCGACUCUGAGGCGGAAGAAAGUGAGGAGGAAGAGGAGUUAGAUCACAACGAAAAGAAGAAACUGAAGAAAAUAAAAGCUGUCGAGGAGAGUGACGAAGAUGAUGAAGAUGAUGAGGACCGUCUUCGUGAAGAACUGGAGGAUCUUAUCGAUGAUAAUCCUAUUGAAGAGAGUGAAGGAGAGGACAGCGAUGGUUCUGGUGGCUCAAAAAAGCGUAAAAAGAGUGACGAUGAAGACUUUGAUGAUCGACUGGAAGAUGAGGACUAUGAUCUUAUUGAGGAAAACUUGGGCGUCAAAGUGGAAAGGAAACGCUUUAAACGUCUACGUCGAAUACAAGAUGAGGAGUCUGAGGAAGAGCAGGAGCACGAAGCUGUAGAAGAACGGGAUGCUAUUGCCAAUGAAUUGUUCGAGGGGUCUGGUGAUGAGGAUGAAAGAAGGAGCGAACGUAGCCAUAGGCCAGAACCAGAGACUUUUGACGAGGAAGGUUCCGAUGGAGAUUAUUCCGAGGGUGAUGAUUUUAUUGUCGAUGAUGAUGGAAGACCUAUUGCUGAAAGGCGAAGAAAGAAGAAACCAAUAUUCUCUGAUGCCGCGUUGCAAGAAGCUCAAGAUAUUUUUGGCGUUGACUUUGACUAUGACGAGUUUGGAAAGUAUGGGGAAGAGGAUUACGAAGAGGAAGAAGACGAGGACGAGGAAGAUGAAUAUGUUGACGAAGAUGGUGACGGGGAACGACCGCGUCGUCCAAAAAAACAACCCAAAAAGAAAACAACACGGAAAAGUAUAUUUGAAAUAUAUGAACCCAGUGAACUCAAGCGAGGACACUUUACUGACAUGGAUAACGAGAUUCGUAAUACUGAUAUACCUGAGCGAAUGCAACUACGUUCAGUACCUGUUGUCCCAGUACCAGAGGGAUCAGAUGAACUGGAUUUGGAAGCAGAGUGGAUUUAUAAACAGGCAUUCUGUCGUCCAUCGGUCUCCGUUCAAGAUUCUCAUUUAAAUGCUGAGGCCAAAGAAAGGGCGCGUAAGGGACCACAGACAGUAGGAAAAAUCAAAAAAGCCUUGGACUUUAUGCGUAAUCAACACUUUGAGGUUCCGUUUAUAUCAUUUUAUCGAAAAGAAUAUGUUUUACCUGAACUAAACAUAAACGAUCUAUGGAAAGUAUACAAAUUUGACGUGAAAUGGUGUCAGCUUCGUCAAAGAAAAGAAAACUUGUUACAACUGUUUGAAAAAAUGAGAAAUUAUCAACUGGAUGAAAUUAUGAAAAACGCCGAGGCUCCUCUGCCAGAGGGACUGCGACUGAUAAAGGAUGACGAUAUCGAGAGAUUACGAAAUGUUCAAACCAGCGAAGAAUUGAACGAUGUUCAUCAUCACUUCAUGUUAUAUUACAGCCAUGAGAUUCCACCUAUGCAAGAAGCUGUCCGCAAGAAGGAGAGAGAGGCACGAGUUGCGGCAAGAGCAGCUAAAAGAAGACAGCAGAUAGCUGAUGCUGAAGAAAAUGGGGAGGACCCUCCUCCAGAAGACGACAUUGAAGCUGAUGAAGAAGAAGAAGCUGACGAGACGCUGAAACAAGCUGUCAGAACUGGGCCUUACACUAUUUGUAGAAAGGCUGGCCUGGACGGUCUUGCUAAGAGGUUUGGUUUGUCACCAGAGCAUUAUGCGGAGAAUCUUCGUGAUAACUACCAACGUCAUGAAGUUGAUCAGGAACCAACGGAACCCUCUGUAGUUGCUAAUGACUUCUGUGGUAAGAAAUUUAAGACUCCGGAAGAAGCCUUGAAGGCCACGCAAUUGAUGGUUGCCAUUCAGCUUGCAAGGGAACCUCUUGUUCGCAAAUGCGUUAGGGAAAUGUAUAUGGAAAGAGCCAAACUCUCCGUCACACCUACCAAAACAGGAAUAAAAGAGAUUGAUGAAAACCAUCCCAUAUAUACAAUGAAGUAUCUGAAAGACAAACCUGUAAGAGAUCUUGUCGGCGAUCAAUUCCUGAAACUAAGUAUUGCUGAAGAAGAUAAACUUAUCACCAUUUCACUCAGUGAUUCGAUUGAGGGCAAUACUAGUAACAAUUAUGUAGAUGAAAUGAAGCAACUUUAUUACAGGGAUGAAUUUAGUAAGAAUGUUCAAGACUGGAAUGCAUUGAGGGUAGCAAGCGUGGAAAUGGCUUUAACAAAAAUGGUGAUUCCCGAAUUGAAGAAGGAGUUGAAGGCAAAUCUAAUUGCAGAAGCUAAAGAAUGCGUGAUGCGAGCUUGCUGCCGAAAGAUGUAUAACUGGCUCAAAGUGGCUCCGUAUAGCUGCGAUUUCCCUGAAGAAGAAGAUGAAGAGUGGGAUACGAGCAAGGGGUUACGUGUGAUGGCUGUAUCUUAUGUGCCCGAUUAUUCCAAAGCAGCAUUUACAUGUCUUGUUGCACCUGAUGGCGAGUGUACAGAUUACCUGCGGCUACCACAUUUAAUGAAAAAGAAAAAUAGUUUCAGAGAGGAUGAAAAAGCUAUGAAGGAAGCUGACUUGCUGGCUAUUCGUAAUUUUAUUGCAACCAAGAAACCACAUGUUGUUGUCGUGAGUGGUACAUCCAGGGAGGCGACAAUGGUUGUUGCUGAUAUCAAAGAGUGUAUAAGUAACCUGGUCGAAGAAGAACAAUUUCCCUCCAUUCAAGUAGAAGUUUGUGACAACGAGCUCGCCCAGAUCUACUCAAACAGUAAUAAAGGAGUGUCAGAAUUCAGGGAUUAUCCGGAAUUACUUAGAGAAGCUAUCUCAAUGGCACGGCGUAUGCAAGAUCCUUUGGUGGAAUUUUCACAGCUGUGCACAGCGGAUGAAGAAAUCUUGUGUCUAAAGUACCAUCCUUUACAAGAUCAACUCCCUAAGGAAGACCUUUUAGAAAAUUUGUAUUUGGAAUUCGUUAAUCGAGUAAAUGAGGUUGGUGUUGAUGUGAACAAAGCAGUCCAACAAGCUUAUGCUGGAAACUUGGUACAAUUCGUCUGCGGUUUGGGACCUCGAAAAGGGCAGGCCUUGAUUAAAAUGCUAAAGCAAACUAAUCAACGAUUAGAGAAUAGGACUCAAUUGGUCACAGCUUGUCAUAUGGGUCCUAAGGUGUUUAUCAAUUGCGCCGGUUUUAUCAAGAUUGACACAAACAGUUUGGGAGAUAGCACCGAAGCAUAUGUGGAAGUGCUUGAUGGCUCGCGUGUUCAUCCAGAGACAUAUGAAUGGGCCAGAAAAAUGGCAGUAGAUGCAUUGGAGUAUGACGACGAGGAUGCAAAUCCAGCAGGGGCAUUGGAGGAAAUCUUAGAAUCGCCGGAAAGAUUGAAGGAUCUUGAUUUAGACGCGUUUGCUGAAGAAUUAGAAAGACAAGGUUUUGGUAACAAAUGCAUAACGCUGUAUGACAUCAGAGCGGAAUUAAAUAGCAGGUACAAAGACCUUAGGGUACCGUAUCAAACUCUUAGCGCUGAAAAAUUGUUCGAUGUAUUGACCAAGGAGACACCGGAAACUUUCUAUAUCGGCAAAAUGGUUGAAGCCACUGUAUGUGGCAUAACUCACAGAAAACCACAAGGUGAACAACUAGAUCAGGCAAAUCCGGUAAGAAAUGAUGAGACAGGCCUUUGGCAGUGUCCAUUCUGUUUGAAGAAUGAUUUCCCUGAGUUGUCAGAAGUAUGGAAUCACUUUGAUGCUGGAGCCUGCCCAGGAAAAGCUACUGGUGUCAGGUUGCGCUUGGAAAAUAAUAUAUCAGGAUAUAUUCACAUCAAAAAUCUGUCUGAUAAACAUGUAGCGAAUCCCGAGGAAAGGGUCAGAGUUGGCCAAAUCAUUCACUGCCGUAUAAUAAAGAUUGAGGUAGACAGAUUCAGUGUGGAAUGUACUAGUAAAAGCAGUGAUCUUGCAGAUAAAAAUCAUGAAUGGAGACCGCAAAGAGAUCCGUUUUAUGAUAUGGAGGCGGAACAGAAGGAUCAGCAGAUAGAGGAAGAUGCGAAAAAAGCAAAACAACGACAGACUUACAUAAAACGCGUCAUUGUACAUCCAGCAUUUCAUAAUAUCAGUUUUGCUGAAGCUGAGAAAUUCAUGCAAAAUAUGGAUCAGGGUGAAGCGAUAGUUCGACCAAGUAGCAAAGGUGCAGAUCACCUCACAGUAACGUGGAAAGUGACUGACAAAAUCUGUCAACAUAUCGAUGUUCGGGAAGAAGGUAAAGAGAAUACCUUUUCUCUUGGCCAGAGUUUAUGGAUCGGUAAUGAAGAGUUUGAGGAUCUAGACGAAAUCAUUGCCAGACAUGUUAAUCCGAUGGCUGCUCAUGCUAGAGAUUUAUUGUACUUUAAAUACUAUAAGGACACGGAAGGUGGCUUAAAGGACAAAGCAGAAGAGUUAUUAAAAGAUGAGAAGAAAAAGAAUCCUGGAAAGAUUCAUUAUUUCAUAUCCGCCGCAAAGAAUUAUCCUGGAAAAUUUGUAUUGUCUUAUUUACCUCGCGUUCGCUGCCGACACGAAUAUGUGACCGUUACACCAGAGGGAUUCAGAUUCCGGGGACAAAUGUUCGACAACGUCAACGCCUUGUUUCGUUGGUUUAAGGAACAUUUCCGAGACCCUGUCCCUGGUCAAGGAACUCCAAGCACACCUCGAGGUGCAAUGACGUCUAGAACACCAUACCAUAAUACUCCUGGUGUGAAUAUGUCAAGUAUGAAUCAGGAGGCGAUACAAAGAGUAGCCCAGAAUCUACCGCAUCACAUGCUUCAUUCUCUGUCUCAAGUCGCAAAUCAAACUCCGCACCAUUAUCCACCGCAUACUCCUGGCGCAGCAAGCACUGGACCGUACGGAGGCAUGCAUACCUAUCCCAAUACUCCUUACACCCCAUCGGGACAAACGCCAUUCAUGACCCCGUAUCAGACUCCCCACCACACACCUCACCAUGGUCAGCCAACGCCCAGAUACGGCCAGCAAACACCAAAUCAUCACCAAGGCCAGUUUGUUCAUCCUGGGCCAACCACAGUGACGUCUGCUCACCAUAGAACAACACCUUCACAUCGGCCGACACCGCACAUGUCCACACUGGCCGGGGACCCGAUGGAUUGGAAAAAGGCCGCCGAGGCAUGGGCUAAACUGAAACAGAUCACCCCCAGGAUCUCUGGGAACAGCACUCCUAGAUAUGAAGACUCGAGAAAAACUCCGCGGGGAUACGACGAUGGAUCAGGUCGAGCUACACCCCGCAACAGGCCACCAACAGCACGUACACCGUCAUACAAAUCACCGAGAGGAACCCCACAUACGAAUUCGAGUCCCAGGAGUAUGUCUCUUAGCGGAGACGGUACUCCGUUGUACGAUGAAAAUUAAUUUAGCUUAACCGCUCAUUAUGGUUUCGUAUUAAAAUUAGAAAAAU